AAAAUAUUGCCCCUUUAUAUUCUUCGGUAAGGUUUUCGCCAUUAGGGUUUCUUUUCGGGAGUUCAGUCGCAGGCAGGCAGGCAGUUGGUGAAGAUGGCCCCUGCGCAGGCUAAAUCGGGGUUUUUUGUUGGGUUAAACAGAGGUCAUGUUACAACAAAGCGAGAAUUGGCUCGUCGCCCGUCGGAUAGAAAAGGGAAAACCAGCAAAAGGACUCUGUUUGUCAGGAAUCUGAUUAGGGAGGUUGCUGGUUUUGCUCCCUAUGAGAAGAGGAUAACUGAGCUUCUUAAGGUCGGAAAGGACAAACGUGCUCUGAAAGUAGCAAAGAGAAAGUUGGGCACCCACAAGAGGGCCAAGAAGAAGCGUGAGGAAAUGUCCAGUGUUCUCCGCAAGAUGAGGUCUGCCGGUGGUGGUGACAAGAAAAAAUGAAGGAAAUACUGAGAGGGUUCUCAUUCAAGCAAAAAUCGGUCAUAUGCAUUUUUCAGUAUUUUUUUCCUCAGAUUUGUUUAGGAUACCCGUAGUAUUUUGGAUAACUUUCCUGGACGCAUCUUUGUGCUCUAAGUGGCAUUGAAUGGAAUUUUCAUGUUUGAGAUUUUGGAGA
Molecule: messenger RNA, 598 nt
Organism: Nymphaea colorata (pocket water lily)
Lineage: Eukaryota; Viridiplantae; Streptophyta; Magnoliopsida; Nymphaeales; Nymphaeaceae
Product: 60S ribosomal protein L36-2-like
Exons: 4
Coding region: 94-426 (110 amino acids)
Biological process (GO): cytoplasmic translation
Cellular component (GO): ribosome; cytosolic large ribosomal subunit
Molecular function (GO): structural constituent of ribosome
Source: RefSeq, a predicted model, not a curated record